Molecule: messenger RNA, 681 nt
Organism: Aureobasidium namibiae CBS 147.97
Lineage: Eukaryota; Fungi; Ascomycota; Dothideomycetes; Dothideales; Saccotheciaceae
Product: SNF7 family protein-like protein
Exons: 2
Coding region: 1-681 (226 amino acids)
Biological process (GO): late endosome to vacuole transport; endosome transport via multivesicular body sorting pathway; protein transport
Cellular component (GO): multivesicular body; ESCRT III complex
Source: RefSeq, a predicted model, not a curated record
AUGCAGUCGGUGAAGAGCUUCCUCUGGGGCCCUACUCCCGAGGAGCAGAGGAGAAAAUGUAACGCUCUAGUGCGCCAACAAUCACGCCAACUCGACCGCGAGAUCAUGAAGUUGAAGCAACUCGAGGGCAAGACAAAGACCUUCAUCACCCAAGCCGCCAAACGUGCCCAGCGCAACCCGUCGCAAGCGACCCAGGCCGCCCAGGAGACUCGUACCUUUGCCCGUGAGCUCAUCAGGGCUCGCAAACAAACUGCGAGGUUGACUACUAGUCAAGCGCAACUGCAGAGUGUGGGCUUCCAGAUCAACGAGGCCUUCCAGGUACGGAAGAUCGAGGGAAGCAUCAAAGCAAGUGUUGGCAUCAUGAAGGACGUCAACAACUUGGUCCGCAUGCCCGAAUUGACAGGAUCCAUGCGAGAACUGAGCCAGGAGUUGAUGAAGGCGGGCGUCAUUGAAGAGAUGGUGGGAGACAGCCUGCCUGACAACGAACUAUUGGAAGACGAGGAUGAAGAGGCGGAGAGUGAGGUUGACAAGGUCCUCAGCGAGGUGCUCAAGGACAAACUACCCGCCACCGAACAAGCUCUGGACCUUCCACCUGUCCAAGCAACAGAGCCCGAAGAGGAAGAAGAUCAAGAGGAGCUGCUGGCCCAAAUGAGAGGGCGUCUCGAGGCUCUCAAGAGCUAG